ACAGUAUUUCUUACGCAGGAUGCAUCUUGUGAAGUCUUCGGGCAAGGCUUGAACGGAAGCAGGAAGCACGUGGUAUGAAAGCGCACGGCGCACGUCCUCCCUCGUCUCCCCUUCCACACGCAGGCGAGAAGGAUUUGCGAAAUGCGGCUGCUGUCGCCGAGUUGUGUUUGCUGCGGUUCGCGCUGAUGUUUCCUUGUAGGUUUCCUCGAGCGUAGGUACGAUUCAAAGUGGACCAAAUCUCUACAGUAUUCAGGGCUUCGGUGAAGAUAUCUGCUUCGUUUGGUUCGCUUUAUACAAAAAGAAAGUUACGCUGCGAUUUCCAGGGAAUUGUCUUGAGGCCUGCCAUGUUCCAUACAGGUCUCCUAAUUUUAACCUCAUCGCCUAGGAUCUUGACAACUAAUGUAUCCGCCUAUUUGAAGGCUGCCAAGAACUUUGUAAACAAGACUUUAUACAUAAAGCUCGAGCCCAACCAGCACCACUUGUGGCCUGUCCAGCAGCCCGUUUUCACGCCUUCUGAGUUGUCCCAACUACGAAAGCUUAUACCAGACAUAUAUUUCAAAGCCGCUGGAGUGUGCGCACACCUUGACAUCAGAGUUCUUCAGACGUGCUUCAAGGAUCCUGCUCGUAAGGAGAACCACUUGAAGCCAUCGUUUGAUGUUGUGCUAACAGAUGGAAGCCAUGCCCGUACCGAUUUGGAGCUGUAUGUGGGACACCAGUUUAACAAGAGCUGCUCAAAUUUCCACCGCCUUGACUGCAAGUUGACUGUCAAUGAGACCAACGAAGACAACUUCAAUGGCUUCAGUCAUGGAAGCAAUGGGGUCCAAAACAGCUCCACCUUUCAAACUUUUGAUAGUGUCUGUCUUGGAGGUACCUUCGACCGCCUGCACCUUGGCCACAAGGUGCUCCUUUCAGAGGCAGUGUUGCAUGCGACGGGCAAACUUGUUGUUGGAGUAACGGAUGGCGACAUGUUGAAAGGCAAGUUGCUCUGGGAGCUGAUAGAGCCCGUGGAGGCACGCAUGUGUGCCCUGCUAGACUUUCUGCAUGACAUAGACGCAACACUUCACUAUGAUGUGCAGCCGAUCUACAACCCCUAUGGUCCUACCAUUGAAGACGAUAAUUUGGAAUGCCUGUACGUCAGUGAAGAAACUAUGAAAGGAGGCAGACUGGUCAAUGAGGAACGAGCCAGACGGGGCAUGCCUCCAAUGGUUAUCCGAUCCGUAGGACUAGCUGAAGACGUCUGUCGGUGCAGCGGUGAGGAAUUUAAAGUGAGCUCAUCUUCACUGAGGCGGCGGCAGCUCGGCACAUUGCUUACUCCACCCAAGCCAAGGCCUGAUCUCCCUGACAAACCUUACCUCGUUGGUUUAACUGGGGGCAUCUGCACUGGCAAAAGCCACAUCAUCAAGACACUCGAGUCUUCUGGUGCUGUGGUGAUCAACUGCGACCCACUUGGCCACGAAAGCUACCGACCGGGCACAAAAGCAUAUUCCCGCAUAGUGGAGACCUUCGGUGACAAAGUGGUUAGCGCUGAUGGCACAAUCAACAGAAAAGUUCUUGGCGCCAUCAUUUUUGCAGAUGAGGCGAAACGACAGCAACUGAACAACAUUGUCUGGCCAGAAGUGUCUCAGAUCAUUGAUGAGCGGCUUGAAGAGCAUAGGCGAAAAGGUACCGAAGUGGUGGUCUUGGAGUCUGCACUUCUUUUGGAGGCUGGCUGGGAAAACAAGUUUCAUCAAGUCUGGGUGUGUGUCAUUCCUGUGGAGGAAGCGCUGAAGCGAGUGAUGGCUAGGGAUAACCUGGAGAAAGAUCAAGCAUUGCGUCGGGUCCAAGCACAGAUGUCUAACAAGGAGCGUGUUAACAAGGCUAAUGUCAUAUUCUGCUCUCUUUGGGACUAUGCCACAACAGAACGACAGGUGGCAAGGGCGUGGAAUGAACUGCAGGCGUUCUUAAGCAAGAAGAAGUCAUCGGCUCUAUAAUCAUCGUGUGUACAGAAACAUUUAUGCAGUCUCAUCUCUGGCAUUAAUGUAUGUGUUGUUCGCAGUGGGGUUAGCAAUCGUGUUGGGCAAUCACUGGAUGAACUCUGCGAAGUGGAGACGAUUCUCUAUGGUUCGUGAGGAGAUUCAUGAACCUGUGAUACUGGCACCACAACUGAGGUGAAGUUAAGAGGCACCAGACCUCCGAUAAUUAUAUUUACCAUUCCUGCAUGAUUCAGGAUAUGCAACGUAUAAGCAAUUAAAGUAAAUAUAUACUACACAUAUGUAUUUUUUCCUAAGUAUAUAUAUGCUCAUUUAAUAAGCAUUAUGUACAAAAUGCAAGGAUGUUAAGAACUUUUAGGCAGUGCUGUUGCGUAGCCUACAUGUUCCAGUUUUGUACUUUACGAGACGUUAGUGAACUUUGCUUCUUUUUGUGUGUGUCAAAUACAGUGAGAAUUAUACAGCUUGUGUUGCCAUAGCUGUAGAGUAAGCCGGUGUAAGUCGUGAAAUCAUUCCUCGCUGCAUAGCACCAUUUAUGCAAGAGCAAAGGCUUACCAUUCUGUGCUGUGAUCGGACUUGUGAUGAGAAGGGCUGGUAGAAUUGAAAGCACUGUGCAUGCCGAGGUGCAUGUGGUCUUAGGGUGAAUAUUUCGCAUCUGCAAUGUUUCUUCAUCAUGUUUACAUUACCUGAUUGUACACUAGUUUGGUGCAGUUAGUGCAUCUGUAAGUGGUCACACGUAACCUCACAGGGGAUAUUAUCCACGUCUCAUUUGUCCAGGGGAUAUUAUAAGUGUCUCGUUUGUGACAGUCUUUGCCUGCAUUUAGUACAAGGAUAAGCACAUUUUUCAGGUUUUCUUCCUAACCAGUGUUGCUAUAAUUUUUUUUCUUUUGCAAGGGUUGUGUUAAAACAACCCUUACACAAAGUUGUUUUAACACAACUUUGUUACAAUCCUUAAUUAAAAUGUACACACAAGGUUAACAGUGGUGAGCAUUCAAUUUGUAAUGUGUAUUAACAUGAGUAAAAUAGUGAUCACAAUACUGCAGGUACCACCCAGGCAACUUAAAAAAGCAUAUAUCUUGAGAUGCUGUGUUUGUUAUUGCUGAUAACCAAGUGUAUUCCAAACACCUUUCAUUAAUGGCACAGGGUUCCAGAGAGUAAGGUUGGUGUUAGUGUUCUGUCGAAAGAUAGUUCAUUUCAACAUUAGCGUUGUUAAGCAGGCCACACAAGUCGCUGUUACUGCAUUCUGUUGCAGGUAUCACACUAAAGCAGCAAUAAAAUUACACCAGACUCUACUAGAUAUCUUUUAGUACAGCAAGAAAUUAUUUAAAAACAAUAACGUUUUUCCCGUGAAAAGGAAGCUAAAUUUUCUCAAAUGAUCUAUAAAAUCUGGCAGUCAGCUGACCAAAAUGGCAACACUGUCUUAAGAAACAUGUCCUGGCAGUUUUUACCUUAUGCGAAUACGUAAACUUAGCUUAGUCUCAGUCAUUGUAUCAGCCAUAAUCAUCUUGUGGAUGUCUAUGGUUUACUAUACGGCCAUCUUAGCGUUUUUCUGUGUCUAAAAAGGGCCCUUUAACACAUUCUUUGGCAUGGUCAGAAAGCGCUGCUAAUCGAUAUUUCCUCCUGAGUACACGCGAGCAAAAUAUUAUAGUGCAGCAUGCAAUUUAGAGUAAAUUCUCAAAGUCAGCCAUAAAUCGUUUCCUCUCCUCUUGACAAAUACAUACAUACUGAAUAAUUAGUGCGUUCCGCUGCGGUGGUCUAGUGGCUAAGGUACUCGGCUGCUGACCCGCAGGUCGCGGGAUUGAAUCCCGGCUGUGACGGCUGCAUUUUCGAUGAAGGCGAAAAUGCUGUAGGCCCGUGUGAGAUUUGGGUGCAUGUUAAAGAACCCCAGGUGGUCUAAAUUUCUGGAGCCCUCCACUACGGCGUCUCUCAUAAUCAUAUGGUGGUUUUGGGACGUUAAACUCCACAUAUCGAUCGAUCAAUAAUCAGUGUGUCACAGGCCUAAGUAUUACGCCACUGACUGAUUUGAGCAUAGUGCGCUCAGGAGUUACUGGGGUUGUUGCAGGAGGUUGCGACCUGUCCAUGCGUGUGCGUGCAAUCACACUGAAAAGCCGCUUUGAAAAAAAAAAAAGAGAGAGAGAGAGAGAGAAAAUGCUCCAGGUCAAGAGGCUUGCCUUCUAUUCUAUCCCUCCCUUGUUAGCUUCCAGUGCUUUUGUCGAGACGAGAGAAGAAACAAUGCAAUUGCAGCAUGCGACGAAUCUUUGCAACUUCGCUUGUACCGGACGGAUUCUAAGAAUUUUUGCAGCAAUCACUUCUCGAGGCAAUAAGCUCCUUCAAUGAGUCCACCGCAUGGCUACUUCGAAAAGUGUUGCAGGGCCCUUUUAAGACAUAUUACUGAAAUGCAAGGCAGCUCUGGUUAGCCUUGUGCCAGAAAACCUAAGCAUUUAAUUUCUUUGGUGUACAGAGAGCAUCAAGCAGAGCUGCAACAUGGCACAAGCUAGCAUAUGCCAUUUUACAAUGAAAGAAAAUCAGUGUGAAAUAUACGAGUAUUGGAAAACCUAGCUCUUGGCUACUAGUACUGAAAAUGCUGCAUUUAGUGAUGCUUGGUUUAAACAUCUAAAAUUUACUUGGUGUCAAGUUAGCACUGACAGAAAGAUGCACAUAGGGGCCAGUUCGUCAUCAGUCCCAAACUCAAAUGCUACAAAUCUAAAUAUUUGCAUUACUGAGUUUGAUGUUUAUGACAAAGUAGUAUCUGUAGACGAACCAGUAAGCAGCUAAGGUGAAAGCUACAUAGUACUUGCAGAUAUCAGCAGGUGGAAUGUGUGCAUUAAAGCUUUUGAACUUUGCUGCACUAUGACAGCUGCGCGUUUUCACUGCUUUCGAAGAAUGUGAAAAAUGUGAUUGCAGCACCAAUAUUGAAUAUAGUCACCUCCAACUAUGCAAUUUUUUUGUUACACUAACACCAUAUAUUUGAGGUCCUUUGUUCUGGAAUUUUACGCUGUCGGAAGUUUAAGGGUCAAAUAUUGCUAAUUUUUGUGAAUAAAACUGCGGAGAAUUAUUUCUGUUUUUGUGUGGCAUCUAGAAGUUUAAAAUUUUUAUUGUAGCUUUCUUGUUUCAUAUACAGUUAGCAGUUGUUUUUAAAUGGGAAACGGUGCGGCCAAGUCCUGUUUGUCUCUCUCUGUUUGCUCGCGCUGCUUUUCGUUAUGAAGCCACGCCAACUAGUUAACAGUUGCAUUGGUGGUCUUCAUCUCUUCAGCAUUCAAAUGUGCUUUUUCAACCGCGAAAUCAUUAAAGAAAUGUGGAAUGAAAAAGAGAGCUGCUUGUAUGUUGCGAGGCAAACAAAAAUGACAAAUUGGAACUUGUUUUUUUAUCCCUUUUUUGAUUAGUUCUUUGUAUUAUUUCAACAAAAGUACAAAUAGUUGUGAACAUGCUUUGCAAAAGGUGCUACAUUUUUUCUUACAUGCAUUUGUUGGCAUAUAUUUCGGGCAAUUUGUUCUGGUCAGUUUUUCUGCUUUACAAGUUUUUGUCAUGCAUGUUUGCAAAGUAGUAAAAUUUUACAUUUGCUAUUGUCUUUUUAAAUGAAAAGAUAAACUUCGAGGGCAAUUGGGUUUAGCACAAUUUCAUACACCUUAUUUAGGGUGUGAACAUAGGGAUUUUGCGUAACCUCAAGCAAAGGACCUAGUUGUAAUGUGUGAAAAGCUGUGCUCUUGCAGUGUGUUUGAUUGAUUGCUAAUACACAUGUUUAGCACAAAUAUGGACAACUACUGUGAUGGCCAACUGUUCACAUUUGCCGACACGCUUUUUCGUGCAAUGUUGUUUGUGGCUGUCAGUGCAUGCUACUAUUUUGGGGAGAUCGUAACCUGAAAUAAAGAAGUGUUUUGGGAAUGGGA
Molecule: messenger RNA, 5854 nt
Organism: Rhipicephalus microplus (southern cattle tick)
Lineage: Eukaryota; Metazoa; Arthropoda; Arachnida; Ixodida; Ixodidae
Gene: Ppat-Dpck
Product: Bifunctional Phosphopantetheine adenylyltransferase - Dephospho-CoA kinase
Biological process (GO): coenzyme A biosynthetic process
Molecular function (GO): ATP binding; dephospho-CoA kinase activity
Source: RefSeq, a predicted model, not a curated record